AGUAACCCCUCAUACAAGAAAAGCAUAAACAACUACACGUACGUAACCAAGCAGCAUGAGCCUCAACGUUCCAAAAAAUAGCAGCAUGCGCCUCAAGGCCGUGUACCAGCGCAUCGUGGACAACUUCCUGGCCGUUGUCACGGCCGCCAUCUCCAUUUACUCUCUCGUCGCCCUCGUGCGGCUCGGACCAGCAGAGCUCAUCAGCUGGCUCCGUGACCUCCAGCUUCAGCCAGCGCACCUCUUCUUGGCGGGGUUCCUCCCGGCCGCAGCGGCCACCGUGUACCUCAUGCUUCGCCCGCGCACGGUGUACCUGAUCGACUACGCCUGCUUCGACACCCGCCCGCUCGCCCGAGUCCCCAGGGCCUCAUUCAUCGAGCACACCAAGCAUACAACCACCAUCGACGAGCGCAGCGUCCGGUUCAUGACGCGGCUGCUGGAGCGCUCCGGGCUCGGGGAGGAGACCUGCCUGCCGGAGGCGUACCACUACGUCCCCACGCACAAGUACUGCACCCUCGAGAACGCCCGCGCCGAGUUCGAGCUCGUCGUCUUCUCGGCCAUCGACGACCUGCUCGCCAAGACCGGCAUCGCCCCGGACGCCAUCGGCGCACUCGUCCUCAACUGCAGCCUGUUCUGUCCAACCCCGUCCUUGGUCGACAUCAUCGUCAACAAGUACAACCUUCGCAGCGACAUCCGCAGCAUCAACCUCUCCGGCAUGGGCUGCAGCGCGGGUCUUAUCGCCGUGGGGCUCGCCAGGAACCUCCUGCAGGUUCUUCCCCAAGGCUCCCGCGCGCUGGCCGUCUCCACGGAGACCAUCACCCCGAACUACUACGUCGGCAACGAGCGCGCCAUGCUCCUGCCCAACUGCUUGUUCCGCGUCGGCGGAGUGGCCGCGAUACUGUCGACGUCCCCCGUGAACGCCCGGUUCCACCUCAAGCAUGUCGUGCGCACCUUGACCGGCGCGAACGACGACAGCGCGUACCGGUGCGUGUUCCAGGAAGAGGACGACCAAGGGAACGUCGGGAUCAACCUCAGCAAGAACCUGAUUGCCGUCGCCGGGAGCUCCCUCCAAGCCAACAUCACCGAGAUCGGGCCGCUUGUGCUACCCUUCUCCGAGCAGCUUCUAUUCGUCCUCUCCUUCGUCGCACGCAAGCUGCUUCACGGCGCCCGGGUCAAGCAGCCCUACAUCCCGGACUUCUCCACGGCGUCCGAGCACCUGUGCAUUCACGCCGGCGGCCGCGCCGUCAUAGACCAGCUGCAAGAAAAGCUCGGCCUCUCCGACGAGCAGGUGGAGGCGUCGCGGAUGACACUGCACCGGUUCGGAAACACGUCGAGUAGCUCGCUAUGGUACGAGCUCGCCUACAUCGAGGCCAAAGGCCGGAUGAGCAAGGGCGACCGCGUUUGGAUGAUCGGCUUCGGCUCAGGGUUCAAGUGCAACAGCGUGGUGUGGGAGUGCAUCCAACCAGCUGCCCGCCACACCGAUGGGCCGUGGACCACCUCUAUCCACAGGUAUCCGGUGGACAUUCCCGACGUGCUAAAAUAAGUCAAAGUUUACAAAGUUUGACUUUAAAAAUUCUAAUAUGCAUUAUAUUUUGGGAUGGUGGGAGUACUACAUAAUAAGUGAAAAACCCACACGUCGCCUAAAUAUUAAAAUCACAUGAGAUGUUGUGAGAAACCCUAAUUAGUUGUAAUUACUGUGUUUUAGUGUACCCUGAAGGGUACCCCUAAAGUUACACAUUUAUACUUCUAUAGGCAGGAGAAAUAAAAAAACCAGUGUUUCUGUUUUUGUUCUAGUUGCCCUCUCCUCUAGCAAUUGUAUAUCUAAUGCCAGGAGGAUGUUAGUAUAAGCACAACACGGGGUUAGAUUUGGUCAUUAAGUUUGUAACAGGAUCAUCGAUCUAUAAGGUGAUUCCCAAGUUUAUUAAAGUCCUUCCGGUUGAGUCAAAUGUCAUGUGAAGGUGUUGUAAAUCGGGGUUCGAGUUGUAUUCCCGAUGGCAUCCUAUUGUCUUGUGUCAUCUUGGGUGUCAGUGUCAGUCUAAUAGAAAGCUAUGGGAAAUAUCCUAAAAGGCCGCAAGUUAUCGCGGCGCCAAAAUAUUUUC
Molecule: messenger RNA, 2096 nt
Organism: Triticum dicoccoides
Lineage: Eukaryota; Viridiplantae; Streptophyta; Magnoliopsida; Poales; Poaceae
Product: 3-ketoacyl-CoA synthase 5-like
Exons: 2
Coding region: 56-1540 (494 amino acids)
Biological process (GO): fatty acid biosynthetic process
Cellular component (GO): membrane
Molecular function (GO): acyltransferase activity, transferring groups other than amino-acyl groups
Source: RefSeq, a predicted model, not a curated record